AUGGCGAAUUUGGAUCACACUCACUUCUCCGACAGCGACGAUUUUGAACUUCCUCUCACUCAACCUCUAUCACUUUCCAAUAAUCAAGGACCAUCCAAGAAACCCAAAACCAAAACGACUCCGUUUCCUGGCAAAGAGAACAUUCCCCCUUACGAAAUCGGUAACUGUAGCUUGGAUUUCAUUGCUUCCACCUUAGAUUCCGAAGCCUCUGUUCAAGCGGUUUGUUCUUCUGUGUCGGAGCUGAAGAAGGAUAAUAAACGCGCUUAUUCGAACAAUUCGUUAGAGUCUAAGCUGGUGGUAUCGAGAACGAAGACGUUUGAUUAUGGAGAGUCUGGUUCGAAGGGGAAUUCGCGCUAUGAGUAUGAUGGUUCAGUUGAUUGUCCUCUUUGUGGUGAUGAUAUUUCUAAUUUAACGGAGGAAGAGCGGAAUCUUCAUACCAAUCACUGUCUUGAUAAAACUGGAGAAGAUGUUGCUCUUCCUAGUGAUGAGGUGGGUGCUCAAUUUGGGCCCAAAGUUUCGCCUGUUGUUGAUUGGAUACGUGAUCUUGGUUUAGCUAAAUAUGAAGAAGUUUUUGUUAGGGAAGAAGUUGAUUGGGAUACCUUGCAAUGGCUGACUGAAGAGGAUCUCUUAAACAUGGGUAUAUCUGCACUUGGUCCCAGAAAAAAGAUUGUGCAUGCCCUCUCAGAACUUAGAAGAGGAGUUGCCCCUUCAAAUGAGAAUCAAGAGAAUUCUGGGGUAGAGCCCAGGAGGAUUAUUAGAAACCAGAAUGUGAGAUUGCAACAUGACAAAUCUGAACGAAAAGUUGACAGUACCGUUAAACCAGUAGCAAACAAAUUGAUUACCGAAUAUUUUCCGGGAUUUUCUACCAAUGAGAAGAAAGUUACUGCACCACCUCCCGUAGAACAACAAGAAGUGAAAAACAGUGGCUCAGUUUCUGGUCGUAAGCGCAAAGCAAAAAAUAUGUCAACAAGUACAAAGACUCGUGAUGUUCCUAAAUGGUGUGCCAUACAAGGAACACCUUUCCGUGUGGAUGCUUUCAAAUACCUAAGAGGAGAUUGUUCCUACUGGUUUCUUACACACUUCCACAUGGACCAUUAUCAAGGUCUCACCAAGUCGUUCAAUCAUGGAAAGAUCUAUUGCUCCUCUGUUACAGCUAGACUUGUAAAUAUGAACAUAGGGAUUCCAUAUGAUAAAUUACAUAUUUUGCCUCUAAACCAAAAGGUUGAAAUAGCUGGUAUUGGCGUGACUUGCUUGGAUGCCAACCACUGUCCAGGUUCCAUAAUAAUACUCUUUCAACCUCCGAAUGGUCAGGUGGUACUUCACACAGGUGAUUUUCGUUAUAGUGAAGAAAUGGCAAACAACCCUUUUCUGCAGAUACGUCCUAUUAAUACUUUAAUUCUUGAUACCACAUACUGCAAUCCGCAAUAUGAUUUUCCAAAACAAGAGGCUGUAAUACAAUUUGUUAUUGACGCCAUUCAAGCAGAAGCUUUUAAUCCCAAGACUCUUUUUCUGAUUGGCAGCUAUACAAUUGGAAAAGAAAGGCUAUUCUUGGAGGUUGCUCGUUCGCUUCGCAAAAAGGUUUACGUAACUGCAGCAAAAUUACGCCUUUUAAACUGUUUAGAAUUUACUGAGGAGGAUAUGCAGUGGUUUACUUCAAAUGAGCAUGAAAGCAAUAUUCAUGUUGCCCCUAUGUGGACACUCGCAAGCUUCAAAAGAUUGAAGCACAUAUCAAGUCAAUAUGCGAGUCGGUUCAGUCUUAUAGUUGCUUUCUCUCCUACUGGUUGGACAUUUGGCAAAGGUAAAAAGAAGUCUCCUGGAAGAAGGUGGCAGCAGGGUACUGUUAUAAGGUAUGAAGUUCCUUACAGCGAGCAUUCCAGCUUUACAGAACUCAAAGAGUUUGUAAAUUUUGUGUCUCCCAAUAACAUUAUACCAAGUGUGAAUAAUGAUGGACCAGAAUCUGCGGAAGCAAUGGUUUCUCUCCUGUCAACUUGA
Molecule: messenger RNA, 1992 nt
Organism: Vicia faba (fava bean)
Lineage: Eukaryota; Viridiplantae; Streptophyta; Magnoliopsida; Fabales; Fabaceae
Source: the annotation of a GenBank genome assembly